Molecule: messenger RNA, 1349 nt
Organism: Pangasianodon hypophthalmus (striped catfish)
Lineage: Eukaryota; Metazoa; Chordata; Actinopteri; Siluriformes; Pangasiidae
Gene: gal
Product: galanin/GMAP prepropeptide
Exons: 7
Coding region: 732-1160 (142 amino acids)
Cellular component (GO): extracellular region
Molecular function (GO): hormone activity
Source: RefSeq, a predicted model, not a curated record
ACAAAGUAAAUGAAGUUGUUUAUAAAAAGUUUUAGUUUGACUUUGUGUAAAAAAGAUAAAUGUUUGUGAGACUCAGCCACAAUCUCCAGAGAAAUGAAAACAUCUCAGUGCUGUGAUAUUUAAGGAUCAGUGAACUUUAACGUAAGACGUUACAGACGAGGUUAAAGAGCUGAUGAGAGAAACAGAACGUGUCGUCGUACGCUGAGAAUAAACCGUUACGGAGGUGAGACGAAACAGACGCAGAGUUCAGGUUCUUCUGCGUAAACGAGGUUAACUGAUGAUCUUAACUGAAAUAUUUUGCUACCUGGAGCCUGAAUAUUGACUUAAGCGUAACUAAUGAAACUCAGGUAUAAUUUUACGCUACGUUCUUCUUCGAACGUCCUCGAAAAUUAGCUUAAAGAGCGCAGAUUUUUAAUGACAUUAAAUUUGUAUUAGUUUUCGUGCGUCAGCUUCGGUUUUGAGUCCAAACUCAGGUAAUAAAGAGGAUUCCAGCUGAAUAAUAAAGUGCGAUCUUUAGUAAUUUAGUUCCAGAGGACAAAGAGAAAGAGAACAGAGAGAGGGAAAAAAGAGAGAGAGAGGGAGAGAGAGAGGGAGAGAGAGAGGUUUUGUCCUGACGUGGAGCUCGUGUCUGUAUAUAAAGCAGUGUCGAGCGGUUCAGAGCAUCAGAGAGCCGAGCUGCAGAACACAACCGUCUCACUUCACCUAACCGGAGCCGAGCGCCGAUCCUCAGGAUGCAGAAGUGUAUUGGUGGUGUUUGUAUCUCGCUGGUGUUUUGCGCAGUCUUGACCGAGACGCUGGGAAUGGUCAUCGCGGCGAAAGAGAAGCGCGGCUGGACCCUGAACAGCGCUGGAUACCUGCUCGGUCCCCGUCGUAUUGAUCAUCUAAUACAGAUAAAGGAAGCUCCCAGUGCAAGGGGGAGAGAAGAGCUGCUUGGUGAAUAUGGCAUCGACAGCCACCGGACGCUCAGCGAUAAACACGGUCUGGCUGGGAAGAGGGACACACUCAUGGAGGACGACAUCAAAUCCGGUGCCCUGAGAAUAGCAGACGAAGACAUCGUGCACACCAUCGUAGACUUCCUGUCCUUCCUCAAGCUGAAAGACAUGGGCGCUCUCGACAGCCUGCCCUCCUCUCUCACUUCAGACGAAUUCACUCAGCCCUGAACCUCGGAUUUCUGUCCGCCCGGCGACCUGUGACCUGUGACCUCUGACCUGUGACCUCUGGCCAUCUGCAAGCGAACUGCGUCUGUGUUCUUUUUGUCGUGUGCUACACUGUAACUCCGCUGAUGGAUGUGAAGAAUAAAAGUCGCAUUUAACUCGUGCUGGUUUUCGUCCUUUUAUUCAUGAGCGUCU